AUGUGGGUCUCUAAUGUGAGCUUUAACAGGAUACACGGUCAGUAUGCUGACGUUCUGGAAAAAGUUAACAGUGGUCACACAAUAGCAGAAGCACUGAAGUGUAUGGGAAUGCCACGGUCCAGUUUUUAUAAAUGGAAACCUGUAGCGGAACUGAAGAUAUUGGACCCGGAGAGGUUCCAGCAGUUUCAGGAGAUAUAUUCAGAUAGUGUGGGGAUAUUAGCGGCUUGUAAAACGGCUAUUGGAGACCGGCGGUUCUCUUCCAGAGCUAGGGAUCUUAGAGGCCAGGGGAAGCCCAGAGUCCGAUUGAGCUCUGACUCCAUCCUAAAAUGUCCCCACUGCGAGCUCACCAUCACAAGAUCCCGUUUGAGCGACCUCCAGAGACAUGUCCGAGAAGUCCACUACAAGAUUAAACCUCAUGUUUGUCAGUUUUGUGAGGCGAGGUUCUCUCGGGCUGCUGAUCUGAAGAAACACGCAAGGCGGAGACAUCCUGGUGGACUGAUUGGAGGGAGCAGUAAAAGGUGUCCGCAUUGUUUUAAACUUUUCAACGGUAACGGACAGUUAAACCGGCACAUAAACGCCGUCCACCUCAAGCUGAAACCGUUCAAGUGUAAUUUCUGUAAUAACUCUUUUGCGGCCAAUCAUUUGAGAGUCAAGCAUAUCAGACGGACACAUGAUCGUAACUAUGAAGAUUCUUUUAGAAGUUAGCCGUUAUUCUUUUUUAAUAAGCGUGUUUUGGUGGACGAUUGAGUUGAUUUCUGACGAUUCGUGUUUUUAUUUUUGU
Bolinopsis microptera is the source of this 781-nucleotide messenger RNA. RefSeq names its product zinc finger protein 711-like. Lineage: Eukaryota; Metazoa; Ctenophora; Tentaculata; Lobata; Bolinopsidae. The transcript is spliced from 4 exons. The record is from RefSeq and is a predicted model, not a curated record. Bases 1 to 705 code for a protein of 234 amino acids.